Molecule: messenger RNA, 2094 nt
Organism: Leptopilina heterotoma
Lineage: Eukaryota; Metazoa; Arthropoda; Insecta; Hymenoptera; Figitidae
Product: lymphocyte cytosolic protein 2-like
Exons: 10
Coding region: 223-1845 (540 amino acids)
Biological process (GO): cell surface receptor protein tyrosine kinase signaling pathway; intracellular signal transduction
Source: RefSeq, a predicted model, not a curated record
UAGCUGUCAUAAGUUAAUACAUCAUAUUACAAUUACUUAUUUAUUUUCUAAUUAUUAUUCAUUUGUAAUAUAAUUGUGAUUAAUUUUUAAGAAUUAAUUUCUUUUAAAAAUGAACUGUUUAUAUACUCAUUGAUUAAACAAUUAAAAUAUGUUUAGUAAGUACCUAAUAGCUCGUGGAAAAUAAUAAUAAUAACAUAUCCAUAAAAAACUAAAAAAAAACAGAUGAGUGACACGCGCGAAGUUUUUUUGACAAUGUCUGAUGCGCUUGAAGAAAUUUCUAAUUGGAGUAAAAGUGAUGUUGAAAACUUAUUUCGAAAUAAUGGCUUGGAAGAAGAGUGCUGCAAAAUUAUUAAUAAAAGAAAUAUUGGUGGAGACGAACUUUUACACUUAACGGAGGGGAAGUUAGCUCUUUGGAAAAGUGACCUCACCGGAACACUAAAAUGGAGCCUUUGGUCAUUUGUAGAAGAAUUGAAAAAAAAUCCCGUGAAAUAUGUUGAGGAGAAAAAGAGAUAUGAGACUGAAAAUGAAAAUGUGAGUGAUACAGAUUCUUGGGCAACUGAUUUCGAUGAUGGAAUUGAAGAAAGUGAUAAUGUGAAUGCAAAAAAGUUGACAAACAAUGAGAACAACAAGCUGAAUAAUAAUAAGACAGAAGACGACAGCACGUACGCCAAUUGUGACAUAAGCGACAUAAGUACAAAUACUACAGAAAUGACUUAUGCUAAUUUCGAAGCAUCAGCAGAAGUUCAAGUAUCAAAAUUAAAGAAAAACGAAUCUAAACUUCAUUCAAUUAGUAAUCUGACUUUUUCACAUCAAUCAAAGGACGUAGAGAAACCGACUCUUUCAGUGAAACCAAAAGUGAAUAAUUCAAAGAGAAGACAACCACAGACUUCUUUUCUUUAUACAAAAUCCACACAAAAAUCGAGUGAUGAAAGUGAAGCUCUAAAAAGACUGUCCGUAUCGUCGCUGCCAGAAUCGCUAAAUGGAUCGAGAGAUUCACCAAUUAAUGAUAUUAGUGUAAAUAAAAAUUUACCAAAACCACCUGGUUUAAUAAAAAGCUUUGAUCUUGUUGCAAAUUUGCCAACACGCACAGAAGAGAGUGAAGACGAAUAUGAACCGUUUGAUGAGGAAAUUAUCGAACAACAUCAAAGAAGAGAAUCUAUGGCGAGAGUCGAUAGCAAACAGUCCCUCACCAGUGGACAUCAAAGUUCAUUUGAAAGCCUUUAUCAUCCAUCAAGUAUCACCGGUCACAAGGAGGAAAAGGAUUAUGAAAUUUAUGAAUACAUCACAGAAUCGCCAGAAGAAAUGAAAGCGGAUUCCGUUUUAACGAAAAAAUCGAAAAUUUUAGAAAACCCACCACCGCCUUUACCUGUUAAACCACCUAUGGAACGAUCUUUGGAUAAGAAAUUUGCCACAUUACCUCUCAGUAACUCUUCGUUAUCAUCUCCACGACCAUUACCUCCUCCUCCUCCUGACAGACAAUUCACCGAUAAACCAUGGUUCCACAAUGUGACGAGAGAAAGAGCCAUGGCAUUAAUUAGAGAGCCAAAAUUUUUUUUCAUUUCAGAGAGUACUUAUCCUCAGGAUGGAUAUUUUCUCGUGAGACCGUCCACAACGAACCACAGCAAUCCUUUGACACUAGUUCUUUGGUAUAAAGAUAGAGUUUACAAUGUUCCUGUUCGUAAAAGAGUCGACAACCGAUUCGCUUUGGGAUCAGAAAAAGUGAACGAACAAUCUUUCGCAAGUGUUGAAGAAAUUGUACAUUUUUACUCGAGAGAAGAAUUAUUUCUCUACACAGGUGGACUACAAAUGGGUAGCACGACAUUGUCAGAUACCCCAAUAAAAUAAAAUUCUUAACAUCAUCACAUUUUUAUGUAUACCUUUAAGUAUUUGUCAAAUUAAGAAAUCUCUGUGGUAUGAAUCGUAUUUUUGUGCCUUUCAUAAUUUAAAAAUUUCUAAUCAAAUUGGAAAAUUUUAAUUAAUAAUUAUUGUUAAAUAUUUUACUCAUUGCAUUUAACUUAGAUGAUAUAAUAGUAAGUUUAGGAAUUUUAAUAAUUUUUAUAAAAAAGAUUGUGCAAGACAAAUCUUGCAAUAUAA